Lacerta agilis (Sand lizard) is the source of this 2895-nucleotide messenger RNA. RefSeq names its product EH domain containing 2 (gene EHD2). The coding region runs from base 865 to 2475 and encodes 536 amino acids. The transcript has 5 exons. The record is from RefSeq and is a predicted model, not a curated record. Gene Ontology annotation, cellular component: plasma membrane; cytoplasm. Gene Ontology annotation, molecular function: GTP binding; calcium ion binding; protein binding. NCBI's taxonomy places the organism in Eukaryota, Metazoa, Chordata, Lepidosauria, Squamata, Lacertidae. Gene Ontology annotation, biological process: endocytosis; endosomal transport.
AAGUUCUUGGACAUCCCAGGCAUCACCCUCCCUUCCGGAAUAAUUUAUGCUAAUGUAUUCUGCACCCUGUUUCUUGGCAGCUGCUUGUCCCGACAGCCAGCGCCUUCCUCCAAGUGGGAGUCCUCUUCAGAAGCUUCUUAGGACCCCAGAAGUGGGGAAGGAAAACCAACUUUUUUUUUUUAAACAACCCUCCCAAACAACCAAAAGGGAUUUUCCAUCUGAAACUGGCAUUCGUGUCUGUGUGUGUCUCCCUCACUCCACCCUUGCCUGCACCGCUGUGUGCUGGCUUAAAGCCUCUCUGACUGCAUUUUGGAAAAGAAAGUGACGUCUUCACUUCGAAAGGCAGAAGAAACACAGCGAUUCACACAUAGGAGUAUUUAUUUCUGAUCCGGAGUCUUUAUAUCCAGCGGCAAAGUGCAUGUGGUGCUUUUAUACCUAAAGCUCGGGUGAUCAGUAAGUUUAGAGCUGGAAGAAUAUCCCCCAGAAGAUCUCUUGUCCGAGGUGCUUUUGCUUGGGAUAUCUUGAAUUCGAAGUUCUGGACCAGCCCACCAAAGUCUGAUAUAGAAGAACUACAGACGCCUCCCAUAGAAUCUCGGUUUCAUCUCAGCUCCCUGAAAGAUUAGAGACCCAUUAGCUCACUGGAUUCUCUUUGGGUGCUAGAUUCCAACAGCCUUUUGGUCAGGUUUGGGGGCCUUGCCUACUUCUGUCAAUCCUGAUCUCGUUCUUGAAAGGUCUGCAGGCUGUCUGUGAAGACUUCCAUCUCCAACAAAAGUCCCCUCCUCUUCCACCGCACCUCCAGCUUCUUCGAUUUACAGUCCACUUCCAAGGGACCGGGCUCUGUGCCAUUCUCACCAGGCUGCCAAGAUGUUCAGCUGGAUGAAGAAGAAUGAGAAGAAGAACCCCGAAGUGAUCCGUACGGUCACCGAGGGCCUGAAGGACCUCUACAAGAGGAAGCUGCUCCCCGUGGAAGAGUACUACCGGUUCCACGACUUCCAUUCCCCGUCCCUGGAAGAUGCCGACUUCGACAAUAAGCCCAUGGUGCUGGUGGUGGGACAGUAUUCUACCGGCAAGACCACCUUCAUCAAAUACCUGCUGGAGCAGGACAUCCCCGGGAGCCGCAUUGGGCCCGAGCCCACCACGGACUCUUUCAUUGCCGUCAUGCAUGGCGAAACGGAGGGCAUCAUUCCGGGCAACGCUCUCAUCGUGGACCCCAAAAAGCCCUUCCGGAAACUCAACCCUUUUGGGAACACCUUUCUCAACCGAUUCAUGUGCGCCCACUUGCCAAACCAGGUUCUGGAGAGCAUCAGCCUUAUCGACACGCCAGGGAUCCUUUCUGGUGCUAAGCAGCGCGUGUGCCGAGGCUACGACUUCCCGGCGGUGUUGCAAUGGUUUGCCGAGCGCGUGGACCUCAUCAUCCUCCUCUUUGACGCCCACAAGCUGGAGAUCUCAGACGAGUUCUCGGAGGCCAUCCGGGCCCUCAAGGGCAACGAGGACAAGAUCCGGGUGGUCCUGAACAAGGCCGACAUGGUGGAGACGCAGCAGCUGAUGCGGGUCUACGGCGCCCUCAUGUGGUCGCUGGGCAAAGUGUUCAACACGCCCGAGGUGCUGCGUGUCUACAUCGGGUCCUUCUGGUCGGAGCCCCUGAUGAUCUCCGAUAACCGACGGCUCUUUGAGCUCGAGGAGCAGGACUUGUUCACGGACAUCCAGAACCUGCCCCGGAAUUCUGCCCUGAGGAAGCUUAACGAUUUGGUCAAGAGAGCCCGUCUGGUCAGGGUGCAUGCUCACAUCAUCAGCCACCUGAAGAGAGAGAUGCCGUCCGUCUUUGGCAAGGACAACAAGAAGAAAGCGCUGAUUGCCAAGCUGCCCGUCAUCUUCGCCAAGAUCCAACUUGAGCAUCACAUCUCGCCGGGCGAUUUCCCCGACUGCAACAAGAUGCAGGAGAUGCUCAUGGUGCAUGACUUCACCAAAUUCCACGGGCUGAAGCCGCGCAUGGUGGAUGCUUUGGACGAGCUGCUGACUCUGGACAUUGCCAAGCUGAUGCCCCUUCUGCGCCAGGAGGAGGUGGAGGUCCCUGAGCAGAUCGUGCACGGCGGCGCCUUCGAAGGCACCCGCAACGGCCCCUUCAUUGAAGGGGUGAACGAGGGGGCCUAUGAGGGCAUGGAUGAUGACGAAUGGGUUGUGACCAAGGACAAGCCCAAAUACGACGAGAUCUUCUACAACCUGUCCCCUAUGGACGGCAAGCUGAGCGGCACCAAAGCCAAGAACUGGAUGGUCACCACCAAGCUGCCCAACUCAGUCCUCGGCAAGAUCUGGAAGCUCAGUGAUGUCGACCGUGACGGCAUGCUGGACGACGAGGAGUUUGCUCUUGCCAGCCACCUCAUUGAGGUCAAGCUGGAGGGCCACGGCCUGCCCUCCGACCUGCCCCGCCACCUUGUGCCGCCCUCCAAGCGUCGGCAGAAGGGGUCGGCAGAGUAAGGAAUCUCCCCAAGCUGGCCUCCAUCCCUACGCCAGGCUUGAACUGCUCUAGUAGGCCCUGGUUUGGCUCCGACUUUUUGUUUUCCACCCAUAUCUGGCUCAAAGCCUUCGUGAAGGCCUCGUUCUCGCACAGCAUGGCAGAUCCUGCUUCCUGCUCCCUCCUUCAAGCCAGUCACCACUUCUGCCUUCUUCUUCGUCCCUACUGGACUCAAAAGAAAACUAGAGAAGUUCCAGUCCACUCCAGCAGGCUUCAGUUCCUUAUGUAGGCCUUAGUCCUCCAAGCAUCAUUUCAAAGUACUUCAGUUGGUCUCACGGUCCCGGUUUCCACUUCCUUCUCCCAGGCCUAGUUGGGCCAGUGGUCGUUGGUCUUCACUCAUGCCAGACUUUCCUAGGAGGUCUUCCUUUCUAAAAAAAAAAGGG